UCUCCUUCCUCUGCCCAGUCACUGUCCACACACAUCUCCCUUGUAGUUUUGUACCACCCCUCUCAUCUCAUCCGAUCCAAGCUAGACAAGUCCCGCACUGUGCUGUGGUGCUCCAUCUAGCUAGCUUUUCUUGCUUAGCUUCCAAAUCUGCUCCACUGCUCCAGCGGCACAAGAAAAUAUCAGCGGUGCGUGCGUGCGUCUCCGAGAGAUCAUCCAUGGAGAAGGACAACCACAAGGAGGGGGAGGGGGCGACCGCGUGGAUGACGGUGCCGGCGUUCGGGGACUGGGACAUGAAGAACGGCGCCAUGCCGGACUACUCCAUGGACUUCUCCAAGAUCCGGGAGAUGCGCAAGCAGAACAAGAAGGAGCUCUCCCGCGCCAGCCUCGGCGGCGACGACGACCUCCUCGCCCACCACAAGCAGCAGCAGCACCAGCAGCAGCCCGCCAAGGCUCCCCAGCCCACCAAGCUCGGCGCUCCGGCCAAAGACCACGGCCCGCUCCACGGCCGCGACCACUCGCCCACCGGAAGGAAGAGGUUCCUGAGCUAUUUCCAGUGCUGUAUCAAGGCCUGAAGACCAGCUGCUGCCACUGCCCUCCGUCGAGGUAUCACAGCAUGAAGCAGCUUAGCAAAUUUAGCCUAGGCUUCUUUGGUGUUUGGUCAAGCUUGCAACUCAAAUGUGUAAUAUAAUUCCACGUCCUGACGCUACCUGUUUAGAGCACGAAACGGUUUUAUGUGGGGAACAGAUUGCUCGUGAAUGUCAAGGUUACUAUCUUGCCUA
Messenger RNA from Triticum dicoccoides, 779 nucleotides. RefSeq lists its product as uncharacterized. Lineage: Eukaryota; Viridiplantae; Streptophyta; Magnoliopsida; Poales; Poaceae. Bases 216 to 572 code for a protein of 118 amino acids. The record is from RefSeq and is a predicted model, not a curated record. The transcript is spliced from 3 exons.